AUGGAAGUGGCUCUGACAUUCGGCAGCCUCGGCGACAUCAUCCAGCUCUGCCAGCUCGCCAUCCAGCUCGGCCGCGCAGUCGGCGUGGGAUGCGGGGCCGCCGGCGGCGCAAGCACCCGGGAAUACCAGCAUCUCCGGCACGACCUCGACGUCCUGGUCGUGGCCACGUACCAGCAGCACGAGCUCUCGCCGUGUCUCCAAGUCCUCGACGAUGUGUCCAAGUCGGUCGUCGACGAGUGUGCGAGCCUCAUCCAAGACAUACUCCAACACCUGCGCUCGCGCUACGGGGGCAGUCUCGGCGCAGAAGGAUCCGGGAAGAAGAUCAGGGAUAUAGUCAAGCGCAUCGAGUGGAGCGUGAGAGAGACGCAGAGGCUUGAAAAGCUGCGGGAGAAGUUGCACGAGGGGGGUGCAGAGGCUGUCGCUGCUGACGGGCCUGGCUGCGGAGGACACAAGCAGAUACAGAAGCUUGGCGAGGUCUGUCGCCAGCUCGACGUGCAGGAGAAGGGGGGCCGCGCUAUUCUGGCGGUGGCUAGGGAUGCGUUUCGUGGCAUUAUCGAGGUCAAGAAGCUUCUGGCACAGGUGUCCCAGAAUGUCAUUGACUUGCAGGUCGUAGCCUCCAAUUCCAUAUUCAUCCGCCCGCUUGAUCCCACUAGGGGGGUGCCCGUCAUUCUGGAGGACGCCUUGGGACGAUCGCUUGAGAUCCGAGCUCAGUGGAUAGAUACUCUGGAGUGGGAGGUGCUGAAUGGCCUGCUUGCCGGCUACUUCAAAGGCCACAAGGGCCAUGACAUGGUUCAAAGGCAGGACUACGCUCUGGAAGAGAGCACGACUGGUCGAGAUCUCAACACGUCCUUGCCGUUACGCCGCAGCUUGAGAAGAGGCAUGAAGAUCAAUAUGAGCAUGAUUUUUUACGGCACAGAAGUCGUGGUGGGGGCUUGUCCUCGUUGUCACACGGUGACAGACGCACCGGAAGAUGUAAAUGUUCAAUGCCAAAUCGACGACUGCGGCAUGUGGUUCCGUAUGCAGAAGCAGGUUGUCAAGGCGUGUGGUCUGGCCUCUACCACUGAGGAAGGCGACGGCGCUUCUUCCGAGACGCUUGCUGGAGGAGAAGUGACGGCCGUGACGAGCAUACCCGUCGAACCGGGAGACUUCCAAAGGGUACGGCUCCUGCGUCAAUACGAAGUGCCACCACGGCCCAAUGCCCAAGUCGUUGAUGCCGAGCUGGCUCCGCCGCCGGCUCCAAGUACUCCGAGCAAUGAGCUCGCAGAUUCUUCGGAUACGGAGCCGAUGAGAUCAGAACUUUCUGAAUCGGAAGCCUCAGUCCCGGCAGGAGGGUCGAAGCAUCGCUCAAAGCGAGCUGAUACGGGCCUCGUCUCCUCCAACACUUUUGCUCGCGCUGGUGCGGGCCACAAGAACAAACACUGCGGGUGCACCACAGACAUGUUCACCUACGUAUACCCGGAUGGCCACUCAGAGACCAUAGCCAGGCCAUCUCUCUGUCCCCAAUCCCGCCACGGCUUGCCCUGCCGCAGGAACGUCAUCUUUCAGCACCCGCCGCUUUACAUCCCUUAUGGCGUAUGCCCGCCGGGAACGGCUCCGCCUCCGCCGCCUCUCCCGGCUCAUUAUUCUGCGCCGCCUACGCCCGACCGGCCUUUCUACCCGGUAACGCCUGGUCCGAUGCCUUGCUCAGUCCCGUCGGCACAGAGCAUGUCUUCCGCAGGCUUCGACGCCGAUGUGUCCGACCUCUCCUUGCCGCGGAGCAGUAGCCUGCCCCGAAAGUCUCGCUCUCGCGGGUCUGCCGUAUACAUCAAUGGUGUAUGUGUUGAUGGUCAAAAACGCCAUGCCACUGCCGCAGCGAGGCAGACCCGGCUUCGUGAACGGCCUGUGGCUACUGGCAGCGCACCUCUGCCAGGCCACGGAGACGCAGGCAGUCGUAACCGGGACGUUUACAGAGUCCAGGAGCCUCGGGGGGAGAAGAACAGCCGGCGGAGGAGACUUGCGGAGGUGACGCACACGCGGACGACGGACAUGGGUGAGGGGAGCGCAACUCUCCGGGACCAGGGACAUGGCGCGAACCGAGAGAUGGCGGCAGGAUCCGUAGUGGUUCCGCCUCAAGCGAACUGGUAUAGGCAUAGGCCUCUCGGGGGGCAAGGCACGGAGGAGGAGGCACAGCGGAGGCGACUGAUGGAGCGCAUGAUGCCUAGGAGGCGGGCGAUGGUAGAACCGGCAAGUCAACGUCGGAGAAAGGUGGCGUAUAAUGAUGGCGUGUACAGGUGGGAGUAA
This is a messenger RNA of Metarhizium robertsii ARSEF 23, 2280 nucleotides long. RefSeq lists its product as uncharacterized. Lineage: Eukaryota; Fungi; Ascomycota; Sordariomycetes; Hypocreales; Clavicipitaceae. The record is from RefSeq and is a predicted model, not a curated record. The transcript has 5 exons. The coding region runs from base 1 to 2280 and encodes 759 amino acids.